AUGCCUUCCGUGACUGGAGGUGCUGUUCCUGUUCGCAUCAACACAAUGAAAAGAAAGGAUAAACUGGAAACCGAAGUGUCGGACUUAGCCCGCGUCCCUCGAGUGUCACAGAUACCCCAGAAAGAGAAGUCCCACCAUCCAUCUCAGGAAAUGGAGGGUUGUGUUCACAGCUCUACUGCACAUGGUCCACGCACCAAGGGAGUUUCCCGCCACCAUAUAGCUGGCUCUCCCGCGCAGAAGGACGGAGAGAUAACCCUUGCAGACCGCCGCUUCCGUGCCGAGGACGAGUAUCCUGCCCACUUCACCUUGCCGGAAAUGGAAAUCGACAUCGGCUCGUGGAUGUGUCUUGCAUGUCCCACUUCGACCAGCAAAUGCCGAGACUGCAAGCAAUACGAAGGCCAUGAAGACUCCCUGAUCAUCGCUAUUCAUGGAGAAUGCCUCACCGGAAAGUUUGGAAAGCGUUCGGCAAUCGGAGUGUUCUAUGGGCGUGGCAACGCCUGCAAUAUCUCCUCGCCCAUUCCAGGCAAGGGUGACCACUUUCACACGACCCAAAUCGCCGAGUUAACCGCCUGCCUGCGGGCAUUGCGCAAUGCAACCAACAUCAUCGAGAAACGCCGCAACAUAACGCGCAAGGGCAAUGUCCUCAUGCCACUAAAUACCUUCGUGAUCAAGACAGACUCCGAGUACCUCGUCCGCAGCUUGACGGAGUGGUUGACCAAGUGGAAGAACAACGGAUGGAAGACUUGCAAGGGCGUUCCGGUUGCUAAUGCGGAAAUGUUCAAGCUGGCAGAAGCUGGUAUUACAAUGGUUGAGAUGGUCGUCCAGGUUAAGUUCUGGCUCGUGCCCAAGGAGAACAACCUGGAGGCUACUUGCCUGGCAAAUAUGGCGUUCAUCGAGGGAUAA
Molecule: messenger RNA, 903 nt
Organism: Penicillium robsamsonii
Lineage: Eukaryota; Fungi; Ascomycota; Eurotiomycetes; Eurotiales; Aspergillaceae
Exons: 2
Coding region: 1-903 (300 amino acids)
Biological process (GO): DNA replication, removal of RNA primer
Molecular function (GO): RNA-DNA hybrid ribonuclease activity; nucleic acid binding
Source: RefSeq, a predicted model, not a curated record